Messenger RNA from Bipolaris sorokiniana ND90Pr, 1521 nucleotides. RefSeq lists its product as uncharacterized. NCBI's taxonomy places the organism in Eukaryota, Fungi, Ascomycota, Dothideomycetes, Pleosporales, Pleosporaceae. The record is from RefSeq and is a predicted model, not a curated record. Bases 1 to 1521 code for a protein of 506 amino acids. Gene Ontology annotation, molecular function: RNA binding. The transcript has 4 exons.
AUGGCCGACCAGCAGAACCCUGGGGCACAGCUCCCCCCUCCGCCCUCCGCCAGCGGUGCGCCCGGCUACGACAACCAGCCUCAGGCCCAGCAGCACAUGCCGCCCCCGCCGCUCGCCCCCGUCAUCAUCCCGCAGAACAACAACCCCAUUCCCACGGCCAUUAGCUCCCCCAUGUCGGGCAACCCCAUGUCCCCGACCAGCGGCCAGCCUGGCUAUGUGCCCCGUCGCGCGGCUCCCGAGCCCAACAAGCGCGCUUUGUAUGUGGGAGGACUCGACCCGCGGGUCACUGAGGACGUGCUUCGUCAAAUUUUCGAGACCACUGGACAUGUCCAGAGUGUCAAGAUCAUUCCUGACAAGACUGCAAGUUCUCCUUCUUUCAACUCUAAGGGUUUCAAUUACGGCUUCGUUGAGUACGACGACCCCGGUGCGGCCGAGCGUGGCAUGGCCACCCUCAAUGGCCGGCGCAUUCACAACAAUGAAAUUCGUGUAAACUGGGCCUACCAAUCUAACAAUACAGCCAAGGAAGACACUUCUAACCACUUCCACAUCUUCGUUGGUGACCUUUCCAACGAGGUCAACGACGAAGUCCUUUUGCAGGCCUUUUCCACCUUUGGUCCCGUUUCCGAGGCUCGCGUCAUGUGGGACAUGAAGACGGGCAGGUCUCGUGGCUACGGAUUCGUUGCUUUCCGGGAUCGUGCCGAUGCUGAGCGUGCCCUCAACUCCAUGGAUGGCGAGUGGCUCGGUUCUCGAGCAAUUCGCUGCAACUGGGCCAAUCAGAAGGGUCAACCUUCCAUUUCCCAGCAGCAGGCCAUGGCCUCAAUGGGCAUGACACCAACCACUCCGUUUGGCCACCACCAUUUCCCCACUCACGGUGUCCAGAGUUACGACAUGGUUGUGGCUCAAACUCCGCAGUGGCAGACGACUUGCUAUGUCGGAAAUCUGACUCCUUACACCUCGCAGGCUGACCUAGUACCACUCUUCCAGAAUUUUGGUUAUGUUACCGAGACGCGCUUCCAGUCGGAUCGUGGAUUUGCCUUUAUCAAGAUGGACACGCAUGAGAACGCUGCCAUGGCCAUCUGCCAGCUCAACGGCUACAACGUCAAUGGCCGCCCCCUAAAGUGCAGCUGGGGCAAAGACCGUCCUCCGACUGGCCAGUUUGAGGGUUACUCGCCUGCGGGCGGCCCUAACUCAGCUUACCCCCAGACGCCGAGUGCGUACUUUCCGCAGUAUGGUGGUGGGCCACAAGGUGGGCCCAUGUCACCCUCAGGUGAGCGGCACCGGAGGAAGCUGCAGUAUCGAAACAAGCAAUCUAAUGCGCGGGCAGGACCCAGCCCCGGCGGAGCACCUUUCGCGCAGCAGCAGCAACAAGCCUUUGGUAACCCUGGCAUGCCGUUCCAGCAGCAAAUGCAGCAGCCGGGCAGCGCUGGUGGCUACGGCCGCGGCGCCCCCCAGCAGCCACAGUGGGGCCAGUCUCCCCAGGCUGCCUUUAGCCAGAACGGCUUUGGGGGAUACCAGGGCUAA